AUGGAGGGAAAAGAAAAGAGAUCCUUGCCGCUUAAUCUCCCUCUUCCUAGGAAGGAAGAUGUGGUCGGUUCCCCAAGGCUUCAAGAGCCCAGCAGUUCGCACCGCUAUUCAGUGGCUAGCACGGGGAUAGGCGACCCGAGCAGUCCUUAUUUGCGUUCGCCCGCGCUCACACACAUAUCUUCUGCUCUACCCUCUCCCAAGGCAGCUGCGCUUGGAACAACCGUUCUCCCGCCUCCUUUUACUUCACCUCGCCAACUUCCACAGAAAGAUGUGCUUCGCCACGGUGUCCUCAUAUCUCCGGGGGAGGAGGCGCCAAGGGGCACUAUCAUGACACCAGCGAUCAUCCGAGCCAAAGCACAAGGCAAAUCUCUGCCCCCAAUAAAGGAGGACCAUAUCAGCAUGCUUGAUGAAUUCGUCUCACCCCACACCGCGAGUUUGAUCGACGAGAUUCCGAAGGAGAACAUGUUGAGAAUGGCUGGCCCGAGCAUGUUUCCAUACGAUGCGAGGUUCACUGAAGACGUGAAACAAUACCAACUGGAUCAUCCCAUACCUCCAAGUAUGCUGAAGAAAUACCCCAACUACGGAAAGUUCCCGCUCUUGCUGAAUCAAAUUCACCGCCCAACGUUAGAGCCAAACGUCAAGGACGUGAAAGACUUUGAGCACCUUCGUGGACACAAUGAAGCAAUGCUAGAAAACAAAUGGGAGGAGGAGAAGGAGCGGAAGGACCGAGGCCUUUCUAUGAGGGAGGCGUAUAUGUACGUCCCUAAUUUCGGACGAGUGCAGGUGCUCCUAACAGACUUUUCUGAUGAGACAGCGCGUGCUUCUCCUUCCCCCCGUGGCAGUGCUAUGCAGGAGUGCACUUAG
Messenger RNA from Eimeria maxima, 864 nucleotides. RefSeq lists its product as hypothetical. Lineage: Eukaryota; Apicomplexa; Conoidasida; Eucoccidiorida; Eimeriidae. Bases 1 to 864 code for a protein of 287 amino acids. The record is from RefSeq and is a predicted model, not a curated record. The transcript has 5 exons.